Molecule: messenger RNA, 3546 nt
Organism: Malassezia sympodialis ATCC 42132
Lineage: Eukaryota; Fungi; Basidiomycota; Malasseziomycetes; Malasseziales; Malasseziaceae
Molecular function (GO): guanyl-nucleotide exchange factor activity
Source: RefSeq, a predicted model, not a curated record
AUGUCUGGGGACGUCAGCAGGGGGCUCCAUCUCUCCGGGUCCCGGUCGCAGCGCGACCGCGUUGGCGAUGCAGGCGCCGGCAUGGUGACUGCAGCGUCGAGCGAGGCUCCCUCGGAGUCCGGUUCCCUGUAUACCAGCGCCGGAAGCAGCCCUGCGGGCGGCAGUGCGGCUCCCUAUAUGACCCCUGUCCGCGGCGCGAUGCGCAGUAGCACGGACGGCUCGCCGGACGUGGGCGAACUGUCGUCGUCAGGGCUACGCCUUGCGAUGCGGCAUGCUCGCUCCAUGUUCCCUGGGUUCCGCCGCACCAUGCCGGAUGACGAGCAUGAGUCGGGCGCUGCUGAUGACCAAAGCAAGCCUGGCUGGCGCCGUCCCGACGGGGCGCGCUCGAUCGGGGACUCCAUGUCGCGACGCGUAUCGUCACAGGGCUCCGAUACGGUGUCCGACACUCCCGACAUCCUGCUCACCCGCAACGACAGCAAUGCUUCGCGCAAUUCGCGCGCGUCGAGCGGCGCCUCGACUGGCCCGCCCUCCCGCAAGAGUUCCCUACAGCGCUCUAUGCACGCAUCCCCCUUGCAAGAGAUACCCGAGCCCACGUUCAAGCCGGUGGCAGAGCCGCCGCCGCCUCCGCCGCCGCCGCCUCCCGAGCUCCCGAACGACAAGCGUGCACUCUUCUUGCGAGCACGCACCAAGAGCAUUGACCACAUGCACCGUCUCCUGCAUCUGCGGCAGUUUACGAAAGAGAGUAAGGGCAAGAUGAAGAAGAAGAAGCAGGAGGGCGACACGCUCGCUGUGCGGGCCGCGGAAGCAGGGCCUAUCGAGGCACCGCCCUUGUCGCCCUCUGUACCUACGACGCCGCCGACCACUUCAGCCGGUGCCACUCCGCUGGGCCCACUUCCGGACGUGGGAUCGACGUCGGUCCCUCCUGCAAGUGGCCGAGAUGCCGGCUCACAACCUGUGCCGCCUCCUCUGGUCAUUCCCGUCACAGUCCCCGCACCUGCUGCGCUAGAGACGAGCGCGCCGCUGCCGCCGCUGCCGCCGCCCUCGCCGCCAAGCACCGAGCCUGCGACGCCGCACGGGAACGACCACGAUACGGACACCGGAAUGCGUCCCACGCCGCCGUUACCGCCGCGGCGGCCGCCGCCGACCGACGACAGUCCCGCCAAGCCUCUAUCCAUGCGAUCGAUGGCCUCAGGCGACACGCACACGUCGCUGGCAUCACUGGCGACGGCCACAGAUACCGUCGAUGGCAGCUUCGCGACGCCGGAACGUGCGCCGCCGCGUUCGCACAGUGAGAGCACUGGGCUCGCGAGGUCCCCCGACGACGCAUCGCUCUCGCACACGCAAGUGGGCGAGGAGAGCAUUGGGGCUCUGGCGCUCCUGCCUGACGACGAGACGCAAGUGGCACCAAUGCUUUCCAUCGAGCAGGACGAGACGCGGACCCCAUCGCCCGACACGCAUGCGCCGCGGACUGACGAGCUGCGCGCCGGUUCGCCGUCGUGGGACGCCUGGUCCACUGACCCGCUGCCGCCCGCCCCAUCGAGCCAGAGUGGGGCGCAGGGUCUCCUGGAGAAUCUGGGGCUAGACGAUCUGGACCUGGGCAGUGCGCCCGCUAGUGCGUCGUCGCUCUAUUCCGAGGUGUCGGUGGAGCGAAUCGAAGCCACCUUGCCGGAGGUGCCGCAGUUGACGCCUACCCCCCCUGAGGUGCGUGGUAUCGCUACGGCGCCGAGCCCUGAGCCGCUUUUCAUUCGUACGACACCAGCGCAUGCCGCGCCGUCGAGCGAGAGUGAGCCUGACAGCUCAGCGAGUGCGGCGCCGCCGUGGGUGCAGCGCCUCAAGAGCCGGGGGUCAACAGCCGCACCUGAGCCGGGUCUCAGCGCGAAUGGUGGCGCAUAUACAGCGCUGGAGGCCGGUGCGCCGCGGCUUCCCUCAUCGCCUGCGCCCCUGGCAUCUGACGACGAACCACUAUCGAGCCGGCCGUCCGAAGACGAUAUGACGCGUAUGCGGCCGCUGCUCCGAACGUCCAAGUCGUCGAGCCUGCUCACGGCCAUGUCGCAGCAGGCGCAGCGGAUCCGGCGGAAUGCACGGGACGUGGGACCAUCGUAUGACGACGACGGUGCGGACGACGACGAUACCAGUGCCGUACGGGGCAAAGGGCGCCAAUCGUCGCGGCGAUCUGAAAGCAACGAGGCAUCGUCGCUCACGUCGCCGUUGAGUGCGGUCGACUUGCCGACCCUACAGAGGGAGGCACCCAAGAGCGAGGGGUCUGCGAGCAUGUACCGGACGCGACGGAACAAGAGCCAGCCGACGCUGCGUAUUGCGGAUGACCUCGAGUUUUUACAUGCGUUGGAGCAGGUGCGGCUGCAGCACAAGGAGCGCAUUGCUCUGCGGCAGCGAGCACGCUCCGCCCGCAAGGCAAGCAUGCCGAACUUGCGCUCGCCGCCGUCGUCGCGACGACCGCCGCUGCCGAUGACGCGCGUCGCGAGCGACCGUGGCGCGCGCGAGGCGAGGGUGUCGGACCAGCCACAGGCGCUGGCACUGGCCGACCGUGGGGACGAUCCGGUCGCUCCGACGCAGGCCCCAGAGACGCCAGAUGUGCGCUCUUUGACGCCCGAUGUCUCAACGAGCUUCCUGGAGCUCGAGAGUAUGGAUUCAGACGACUUGGAGGUGUCGGACGAGUCGGCGACUGCGGAUGCAGCAUCGUCGCAUGCGUCCUCGGAGGAGUCUGAAGUCAUUUCGAAUGAGCUAGGCAUCGGGCACACGACCGGCAACUUUCCAAGUGCGCCGUUCACGAACGAUGACGAUUGGAAGAAGGAGGUCAAGGCGCUGUUUCUUAUCCGCGAGCUGGUGCAGACGGAGCGCAGCUACGCCGCCCACCUCGAGAGUUUGCUAAUUGUGGUACUCAAGUGGACAGGCACGACGUCAUCGACGCGUCUGCCGACGAAUGUGCUCAUGCCAACGCAGCCGUCGAGCUCGUCGCAGCCGCUGCGCAUGCCGACACCGACGCCGACGACGCCGCCGCAUCUCGUCACGCUGCGCCAGAUGCUCCCGAAGCUCAUUUCGGUCAGUCGCGCGCUCGUCUACAGCAUCGAAGAGAGCCCUACGAGCGAGGGCGUCGCACGCUCGUUUCUUUCCAUGCUGGACCGCUUUGAGGACGUGCAUGUGGGCUGGCACGGCGUUGUAGGCGCGACGCUGCGCAUGCUGCGCGCGGCUGAGUCGUCAAAGAGCAAGGCCAAAGGCCGUCUCGGUCGUGUGCCGGUUGCACCGCCUACGACAGACCCCCCGCGGCGCCCAUCGCGCGCCGACACAUCGUCAGGCGAUCUCGCCGAGUCGGACCGGCGGGACAAGUCGCGCUCGGAGCCGAAGGAGCUGAGUGCGGUCGACGUGGCCAUUAUGCCAACGCAGCGGAUUCCGCGCUACGUGCUAUUGCUACGGGACCUCCUCUCAUAUACAAGCGCCGAUACGGAGGCGUACGCCACGCUCGAAGCUGCGCUGCGUGCUGUGCAGGAGCUCGGGCACCGCUGCGACCUGGCGUCGGGCUCGACGUAG